Molecule: messenger RNA, 1077 nt
Organism: Trematosphaeria pertusa
Lineage: Eukaryota; Fungi; Ascomycota; Dothideomycetes; Pleosporales; Trematosphaeriaceae
Product: sorbitol dehydrogenase 2
Exons: 3
Coding region: 1-1077 (358 amino acids)
Biological process (GO): D-sorbitol catabolic process
Molecular function (GO): zinc ion binding; L-iditol 2-dehydrogenase (NAD+) activity
Source: RefSeq, a predicted model, not a curated record
AUGACGACACAGACAGCUACGCAGAAGAACCCAUCCUUCGUGCUUCAAGCACCCAACAAGGUCGUCUACGAAGACCGACCAGUCCCCGAGCUACCUUCACAAUACGAUGUCAUCGUCAAACCACGAUGGACGGGCAUUUGCGGCUCCGACGUGCACUACUGGGUCGAAGGACGCAUCGGGCCUUUUGUCGUCGAAUCGCCCAUGGUCCUAGGCCAUGAAUCGGCUGGCAUCGUCCACGCGGUAGGCGACAAAGUAACCUCCCUCAAAGUCGGCGACCGCGUUGCAAUGGAGCCCGGCGUCCCUUGUAGGCGCUGCGUUCGCUGCAAAGAAGGCAAAUACAACCUCUGCCCGGAUAUGGCGUUCGCCGCGACCCCACCAUUCGACGGCACGCUUGCGAGGUAUUACUCCCUACCUGAGGAUUACUGCUAUAAGCUCCCCGAGGGCAUGAGCAUGGAAGAGGGUGCACUUAUUGAGCCCACGGCGGUCGCGGUGCACAUCACACGGCAAGCAGCUAUCAAGCCCGGGGACUCGGUCGUCGUAUUCGGUGCUGGGCCGGUCGGUCUGCUAUGCUGCGCAGUCGCGAAGGCAUACGGUGCAACCAAGGUUGUGACCGUAGACAUCAACGAGGAGAGGCUGCAGUUUGCGCUCAAGUACGCAGCGAACGCAAGCUUCAAGAGCGCGAGGGUGAGCGCAGAGGAGAACGCAAAGAACAUGAUCAAGGAGUGCGGACUCGGCCCCGGCGCAGACGUUAUCAUCGACGCCAGCGGUGCCGAGCCGUGCAUUCAGACGGCGAUACACGCGCUGCGGAUGGGUGGGACGUAUGUGCAGGGCGGCAUGGGCAAGCCCGACAUCACCUUCCCCAUAAUGGCCAUGUGCACCAAGGAGCUCAACGUCAAGGGCAGCUUCCGCUACGGCGCCGGCGACUACCAGACCGCCGUCGACCUCGUGGCCACCGGCCGCGUCGCCGUCAAGCAGCUCGUCACCGGCAAGGUGAAGUUCGACGACGCGGAGAGCGCGUUUAGGGACGUCAAGCAGGGGAAGGGCAUCAAGAUUCUAAUUGAGGGGCCUGAGGAGUGA